AUUGAGCUAAAUUCAGUGCAAGUUUUUGAAGCGAACAAAGUGGUGUGGAAAUAUGAAUAUGGAUAACAAAAAGUCAUUGGAAGUUGUAGCCGAACCACAACUCGAACCGGUCAUUGAAUCCGAAGACGAGAGCUCAUAUGAGCCGUUGGACUCUGAUGAUAGCUUCUCGGAGUAUUUAAACAACAUGGAGGAUAUGUACGCUGACAUUGAGAAUAGCAGCAGUGAUGAAGAUGACGUGGAAGAGGAUUCUGAUAGUGACGAUGAGGAUUACGAUCAGUAUUAUGUUUUCGCUUACUUAACUUUCACUUUCUAUAUUAUAUUCAUAAACUUUGUUUUUCCUUAAACACAUCAAAUAAUGUUUGUAAAUCUUCUGAUGAUGAUUUAAAUAAGUUUUCAGAGCGCAUUGCUCCAAAUAAAAUAAUCUAAAUAAAUAAGA
This is a messenger RNA of Teleopsis dalmanni, 436 nucleotides long. RefSeq names its product probable serine/threonine-protein kinase fhkB. NCBI's taxonomy places the organism in Eukaryota, Metazoa, Arthropoda, Insecta, Diptera, Diopsidae. The coding region runs from base 53 to 343 and encodes 96 amino acids. The record is from RefSeq and is a predicted model, not a curated record. The transcript has 2 exons.